This is a messenger RNA of Xenopus laevis (African clawed frog), 4858 nucleotides long. It is a transcript of the gene thsd4.L, whose product is annotated as thrombospondin type 1 domain containing 4 L homeolog. The transcript is spliced from 19 exons. Lineage: Eukaryota; Metazoa; Chordata; Amphibia; Anura; Pipidae. The coding region runs from base 651 to 3617 and encodes 988 amino acids. The record is from RefSeq and is a predicted model, not a curated record.
GAAGCCCUUGCUGCCGUGAUGUGAAGUGGCCGAGAUUGAAUAUCCUGCAGCCCGUUGUUUUCUGUAGUCCCGGAGCGUGGCGCUUCUCGCAGUCAGCCAGCAGGUGGCAGCAGAGAGGACGGUUCCUAGGGGCUUCCCUCACGGUUGACAGUGCACUUCCCAAAUAAAACAAGAAGUGAAGCGCUCGUGGGACGGAGUUGUAUGGAGAGAAGUCUCCCCCUUUCCCACAGCGUGGAGUUGCCAGGGAACCUGCUAGUGCUUUACCUCUCGCCUUAUCGCACCUCUUGGCUUUCGAGGGAUUUAAAACGUAUUAUCUUGUCUUUUGCCUUUUUGGUUUUUUUUUGCAUUUUUCAUCCUUACGGAAUGGGACGUGGGUUUUGCUUUGGUUGCUCUCAGUUUAUCAAUGGACUGAGUUAGAAGAUCGGAGUGGAGGAACUGUGAGCUCCAGAGAGCACCCCCCCUCUCACAGCAGAAUCACGUAGAAGUUAGGCAGGAUUUAACUGAAGAAAAGGUUGAUCUUGAAGUGCAGCCUCAACUACUGUAUGAAUUAGUCAAUAUGUUUUGAAGUUUGAAUUCCGAUUCGUUGUCAAGACCACUCAAUUGACACUUCAGCUUAGACACACUCGAGUGCACCUUCAUUUCCUGGGAACAUGGUAGACUGUUCGAUUGUAUCUUUACGAUUGGUUAGCGCCAUUGUUCUGUUAGGAGUUCAGCUGGUUGUGUCCCAGCAGUCAAUUGAUCACAGAAAGGUUCCACAGAGGAUAGAGCAGCAAAGUGACACGGCAGGAAAUAUUACUACAGUUCCGUCUGGCACCUGGGGAACUUGGGGUCCUUGGUCAGCUUGCUCUAGAAGCUGCAAUGGUGGGGUUAUGGAACAAACCCGACCGUGCCUUCCAGCCCAUUACCAGGAGAGGAGCUACCAGGCUCCCAGCCAGCAGUACUCAGCUGGAGAAAGAGCUCACAGCAACCAGAAUAAUCUCAAUCAUGACACUGUAAUCAGUCCCUAUUCUGGACAUGUUGUGUCAGCCAUACGGACAUCUGUACCCCUACACAGAAGAGGGGACAAUCCAAGAUUCAACAUUCCGUCUUCAGGACAUUUAAGUCAAAAUCACCAUAAUAGAGGAAUACUCAGGGGAGGCAGACAGUCACUACCAGGGCAGAUUUCCAGGCAUGAAAAAAGAAACAGAACCCAAGGUGUAAUAAACCCAGGAUUCUAUGGCUAUGGAAAAGUCCCUUAUGCAUUGCCACUGCAAAGUGAUACAGGUCAGGAGGCUCGGAGAACCCGGAGGCAGCGUCCGUCAGUUCGCCAGUCUGCUUAUAAACAGAAUACAGAUGCACUAAUUAACCAGCGGCAGGCUACCCAUUCACAAGUGUCCUCAAUACCCCAAGGUUUAUACCCAGAUAUUUCCAGACAUGGCUUUGCAUCUCUCCAGCUACUUCAAGAGCAACCUCAAGUGCCACGUGGGGCCACAGCAAUCACAUGCAUUGGACAAUACAAACAGUACAAGAUAUGCAAUAAAAAUCUGUGUCCUGGAAGCAACAGAGGCAUCAGAGAAGUGCAAUGCGCAUCCUAUAAUAACAAGCCCUUUAUGGGGAGAUUGUAUGAAUGGGAACCAUUUACAGAAGAAAAAGGUGCACUAAAGUGUGAGCUAACUUGCAGAGCUGUGGGCUACAGGUUCUAUGUGAGACAGGCUGAGAAGGUUAUAGAUGGAGCACCCUGUGACCACAAUGGGACAGCCAUUUGUGUUUCUGGUCAGUGCAAGAAUAUUGGCUGUGAUGACUAUUUGGGGUCAGAUAAAGUGCUUGACAAAUGUGGUGUCUGUGGAGGAGAUAAUACGGCUUGUAAAGUAGUCUCCGGAGUUUUCAAGCAUGUAUUAACUAAAGUGGGAUACCAUAAAGUCGUGGAAAUUCCAGAAGGUGCCACAAAAAUAAAUGUGACAGAGAUGACAAAAAGUAACAACUAUUUAGCCCUACGCAGUCGAUCGGGCAGAUCAAUCAUCAAUGGAAACUGGGCAAUUGACAGACCUGGCAGAUAUGAAGGAGGUGGAACCCUGUUCACAUACAAGAGACCAAAUGAAAUUUCAAGCACUGCAGGAGAAUCUUUUUUAGCUGAAGGCCCCACAAAUGAGGCCCUUGAUGUUUAUAUGAUACAUCAGCAGCCAAACCCUGGAAUUCAUUAUGAGUAUGUUAUUGCGGCAGCUAAUGCCAUCAGCCCACAGCUACCUCCUCAUCGACGACCAGCUGAACCAUUUAAUGGCCAGUUAGAAGAAGAAACCUCAAACCCUACAGAAAAUAGAGAUUCCUUUAGUGAAAUAGACACUGGAUCUUUUCCCGGUAGACAUCCCGGGAGAUAUCCCUCACACCAGCCAGAUAACCAAGUACUUCCAUUACAACCGCCAAGGCGAAGCCGAGAUUUUAACUGGAAGCAAGUGGGGUCAACGGAAUGUUCAACUACAUGUGGGAAAGGGUCCCGCUACCCAGUGUUUCGCUGUGUAAACAGAAAUACUCAUGAAGAGACAGCAGAUGUUUUCUGUGACUCCAGCACCAAACCAAGCCCAGAAGAGGAACCUUGCAAUCUUUUUCCAUGCCCAGCCUUCUGGGAUAUAGGAGAGUGGUCUGAAUGCAGUAAAACCUGUGGUCUGGGAAUGCAACACCGGCAAAUUCUCUGCAGGCACAUCUAUGCUAACCGCACUCUUACAGUACAGCCGCACCGCUGCCAAAGCCUGGAGAAACCAGAGACCACCAGUACAUGCCAACUGAAAAUCUGCAGUGAAUGGCAAAUAAGGACAGACUGGACACCUUGCUCAGUGCCCUGUGGGGUGGGCCAGAAGACUCGGGAUGUAAAGUGCAUCAGUAACAUUGGGGAUGUGGUUGAUGAUGAAGAGUGCAAUAUGAAACUACGUCCAGAUGAUAUUGAGAACUGUGACAUGGGCCCAUGUGCAAAGAGUUGGUUCCUUACAGAAUGGAGUGACAGGUGCUCUGCAGAAUGUGGGGAAGGUGUGCGGACACGGUCUGUGGUGUGCAUGUCCAACCAUAUAAGCAGCUUGCCUUUAGAGGGGUGUGGGAACCACAGACCUCCUGAAACUACAGCAUGUAAUAAUGGACCUUGUGAGGGCAAAGUUGAGUGGUUUACUGGUAGUUGGAGUCAGUGCUCUGUGGAAUGUGGUACUGGUACACAGCAGAGAGAUGUUAUUUGCAUAACAAAGACAGCUGAGGGUUUCAACGUAGUAAAGCCAAACGAAUGUUCUUAUCUGGAACGACCCCCUAACCAACAAUCCUGCCACCUCAAAUCCUGUGGAGCAAAGUGGUUCAACACUGACUGGAGUGCAUGCUCUAAAUCUUGUGAAGGUGGAUUUCGAAUCCGAGAAGUACGGUGUCUUGCAGAUGACAUGGCGCACAGUGAUAAGUGUGAUCAAGAAUUAAAGCCAGAAGACACAGAGUCCUGCAAUACCCAAGACUGCAUGCCAGAAAUAGAUGAAAACUGCAAAGACAAAUACUACAACUGCAACGUGGUGGUACAGGCCAGACUGUGUGUAUAUGCUUAUUACAAGACAGCUUGUUGUGCAUCUUGCCUACGGGCAGCCAGCAGACAAUCAGGAUUUUUGGGGAGAAGAUAACAGCUACUGAAACCUGCACUCCAGCCCACCCACACAACAGAGAAUGACUGCUCUCUGCCUUUUAUGGACAGCUACUCCUCAUUCUAAUUCCACAUGGGCCACGCUCUCCAUUAGAAUCAUCACAACUUGUAUAGGAACAUUCUGACUUUUUUUUAUAAUUAUUAUUAUUAUAUGCGCUGUGAUUUUUGUUUUUUAGAACACUAUUUUAAUUUAGCCAUUGUGCACACUGUUGGAACAACUGCCCCCCCCCCACCCGACGCAAUCAUUAACAAAGCUUGCAGUCUUCCAUUACUUAAGUCAAUAACACUAACUCAUAACCAAUAUCUAGAUAUGUUGCUGUUUGGAUACAAGGGAUAUAUUAUGCUUUGUAAAUAAUAAUGGUCAUUUUGUUCCCAAACAAAAAGGGCCCCAGUUACUUUCGGUGCUGAUGUAAGCGAAUGUCACACCUUUUCUCCACUGGUUAACAGACUGAAUUAUACCCCAUGCACAAUGUCAGACCACCUGGUAGGUAAUAAUGAUGACUAAUGCCAAUGUUAUCAAUAGGGAAUGAACAUAAAAAUAUAGGAAGGACAGUAUUUUUCCAGUAUAGGUGGCAACCCUAGGCAAGCACCAUUGCUGUCACUGUCUGAAGACAUGGAGCAGAUAUGUGCUGAGUUGCUGUUUUCUUGUCUGGCAGGUGUGGGAUGAGCCUUGGCUAGUUGUAUUGAGGAGAAAUGUCCGCAAACUUCAAAUUUCUGCUUGCUGUAGGUUCAUUCAUUUGCAGACUUGCAAUCCUGACAGCAUUAUAUGUUGACCAGCAUGUUAAUUGAGCAAAAUAUAGAAGGGACACAGUUAUCUUAAUAUAAAGUAAAGUUGAAAUUAGCCUGCUGAAAUCCACAGACCGAUUUCAGUCGCUCACAGUGAACAGUAUCCUCCUUCUUCUUUCUUGUCCAGAAACCCUUGUGUCUGCUCUGAUGUGAACACACAAGACUUUGCAUUUCACUCUGAAAUCCUCCGAGAGUGGUCACUCUGGAGCAAGGGUUCUAAACAUAAAAGAAGAAGAGGAUACUGCUCAUGUGAGGGGCUGAAAUCGGUCUGCGGAUUUCUGCAGGAUGAUUUUGGCUCCGGCCUAGCCCUAACCUUAAAUUAACUUUUGACAUGAUGUAGACCAGUGAACCCCAACCAGUAGCUCUUAAGCAAUAUGUUGUUCUCCAACCCCUUGGAUGUUGCUCUCAGUGUCCUCAAAGCAGGGGCUUAUUUUU